GUUCCUCUGCCAGGCCCCAGGGAUGCUGAUGCACAGACCACACUUUGAGAACGCUGCCUGUGCUGCCACAGACCAGGGGCAGGGGCGGGAGAACAGUGGCCAAGUCGUCUCUCCUCUCUAGGCCAGUUUCUUCAGGACACACGAAAGCUAUGGCUGGCAAAGCACACAGGCUGAGUGCUGAGGAGAGGGAACAGCUGCUGCCGAACCUGAGAGCCGUGGGGUGGAACGAGGUGGAAGGCCGUGAUGCCAUCUUCAAGCAGUUCCAUUUCAAAGACUUCAACAGGGCUUUUGGGUUCAUGACAAGAGUGGCCCUGCAGGCUGAGAAACUGGACCAUCAUCCAGAAUGGUUUAACGUAUACAACAAGGUCCACAUCACCCUGAGCACCCAUGAGUGUGCAGGCCUUUCAGAACGGGACAUAAACCUGGCCCACUUCAUCGAACAAGUAGCAGCGUCCAUGACGUAGACCCUGCCCUUCCUCUUUGAAUUGCUCAGGGAAAGGCGUGACUAAACUGGGGACCCAGGGCGGGAGCUGAGCGCCCUUGGCCCUGAGACCCUGCUGCCUCUGUUGAGGGGCGAGUCCUUGAUGCGGGAAGAGGAUCCGGCAUCCCUGCCAACACCAGGAAUUUAGACCUUUUCCUUGUGCCACUCUCUGUCCUUGGGGCUCUGUUACAUUACACUAAUUUGAAUAAGCUCGCCCCUUUCUUUGCAACGUCUCAGCAACAGUAGUGAUUUUCUUUCUAGGCUGUGUCUUACUCGCUUUAUAAUUCAUUUCUCAAGAAGCUGUGAUAGAGGGUGAAAUAAAGUCUUACCUUAGAACCAGCACCCUAAAGUAAACCCUGUCCUAUGUGACAGAAACACAUGUGCUUUUAUGUAUCAAAUAAAAUUAUUGUAUCACUUGG
Messenger RNA from Lemur catta (Ring-tailed lemur), 900 nucleotides. It is a transcript of the gene PCBD1, whose product is annotated as pterin-4 alpha-carbinolamine dehydratase 1. Bases 150 to 464 code for a protein of 104 amino acids. The transcript is spliced from 4 exons. The record is from RefSeq and is a predicted model, not a curated record. Gene Ontology annotation, molecular function: 4-alpha-hydroxytetrahydrobiopterin dehydratase activity. Lineage: Eukaryota; Metazoa; Chordata; Mammalia; Primates; Lemuridae. Gene Ontology annotation, biological process: tetrahydrobiopterin biosynthetic process.